Messenger RNA from Paramecium pentaurelia, 294 nucleotides. Lineage: Eukaryota; Ciliophora; Oligohymenophorea; Peniculida; Parameciidae. The record is from the annotation of a GenBank genome assembly.
AUGGAAUUUAUUCAUUAACAGAAUUUUUAUUACUUAUUCUUGUAUAAAUCAGAAUGGAUAACUGGACUAUCCAAUAAUACCUAAAAUUACUCAAAACAGAACUCUCUAAAAUAUCAAAAGAAAUCUAAAAACCAUAAGAGUAUAAGCUAGAAAUUAUUUAUCAAGAAUAAACCAAUUGAAGAUCAAAAUAUGAGCUUAUUCUAUUCCAACAAUUUAGGAUAUAUAUUAUAUGUUUAUUAAAUUAAGCGAAGAUUCUAAUUAAGUUUAGAAAAUAAUACAAUUUUAAAAUUAUGA